Amphiprion ocellaris (clown anemonefish) is the source of this 1650-nucleotide messenger RNA. It is a transcript of the gene phb1, whose product is annotated as prohibitin. The record is from RefSeq and is a predicted model, not a curated record. Gene Ontology annotation, biological process: mitochondrion organization. The transcript has 7 exons. Bases 75 to 890 code for a protein of 271 amino acids. Gene Ontology annotation, cellular component: membrane; mitochondrion. NCBI's taxonomy places the organism in Eukaryota, Metazoa, Chordata, Actinopteri, Pomacentridae.
GGGUCGAAAUUUCAUGUGUAGUACGUCGUGUCCGGUGGAGGUCACAGACAUCCGAGCGGACUGAGUUUUAUGAGAUGGCCAAGUUAUUUGAGUCGAUCGGAAAGUUGGGGCUGGCCCUGGCCAUCGGUGGAGGUGUUGUGAACUCUGCUCUUUUUAAUGUCGAUGCAGGGCACCGGGCCGUGAUAUUCGACAGGUUUCGAGGUGUACAAGAUGCAGUUGUUGGUGAAGGGACCCAUUUCCUCAUUCCCUGGGUGCAGAAACCCAUCGUGUUUGAUUGCCGCUCCCGUCCACGCAAUGUGCCUGUAAUCACAGGCAGCAAAGACCUGCAGAAUGUCAACAUCACAUUGCGUAUCCUCUUCCGACCGGUGACGACUCAGCUGCCACGCAUCUUCACCAGUAUCGGAGAGGACUAUGAUGAGAGGGUGCUACCGUCCAUCACCACAGAGGUCUUAAAGGCUGUAGUGGCUAGGUUUGAUGCCGGCGAGCUGAUCACUCAGAGAGAGCUGGUGUCUCGGCAGGUCAGCGAGGACCUCACAGAAAGAGCCUCCACCUUCGGCCUCAUUCUGGAUGAUGUUUCACUGACACACUUGACCUUCGGCAAGGAAUUCACAGAGGCUGUUGAGAUGAAGCAGGUGGCUCAGCAGGAGGCAGAGAGGGCCCGAUUCGUAGUAGAAAAGGCCGAGCAACAGAAGCAGGCGGCCAUCAUCUCAGCAGAGGGAGACUCCCAGGCUGCCUUGCUCAUCGCCAAUUCCCUGAUGGAGGCCGGAGACGGUCUGGUGGAGCUGCGUAAGCUGGAGGCUGCCGAGGACAUCGCCUUCCAGCUGUCGCGCUCUCGCAACGUCACCUACCUGCCCUCCGGACAGGGCACGUUGCUCCAGCUGCCCCAGUGAUGGCGUCAUCUCACCCGCAACACUCUCGCCACCACCAGCCGCCACACAAGCCGUGGAAGGGGUGGUUGGAGGAUGAAACAACGGAUUCUCCCAACUUCACAUACAUUCCUCCCACUCUUUCUCUAACCAACUCUGGACUGGGCUCUGCUGAUAGCAGCAUGGUGGGAGACAGAGUGAGAGGUCUGCGAUGGAUAAUUCAUGAAGUCCACCCUUGUGUAAGGAAGCGAGGGGGUUACUUGCUCAGUCUGUGAUAAUAUAUAUCCAUGAUAUAACUUGUUCUUUUGUUUUGAGAAGAAUCUCCAAUGCAGUAAAUUCUCUAAAGAUUUGUUGUUGCAGAGUGAUAAAGUGCAUCAAGGGAAACUUGUGUGGUUCCUUUAAAAGAUGAGGUGAUAAAUUGUGAAUGCCAUUAUUGUUGUGCUGGAAAGUUUAAUUAAACUGUGCAGCUACAGUAUAUUGAAAUCUGUAAUGAAAGUCUGUCCUUCAGAUUCACUCUGACAAGAAAUGAUUCAUUUGUUUGACUUCAUUCUUUGUUUUCUGAAUGCUAGAGGAUUAAUGUGCUGGAAUAAAACUGCUUUCUAGCUAAUUAUUUCUUCCUGAAUAAUAUCACCACCCGAUUGGAACGUGCCUGUCGGACAGUAGAGGAUGACCCUUCAUUCUUUACACUUUUUUGCUGUGUCUUUAGUUUGUGUGGAGAAAGUGUAAGCCCCAAAGUUUAAAGAAAUGAUUCAACCUAACAAUAAAAUUGUCUUUCUACCUCCCA